Molecule: messenger RNA, 3849 nt
Organism: Oryzias melastigma (Indian medaka)
Lineage: Eukaryota; Metazoa; Chordata; Actinopteri; Beloniformes; Adrianichthyidae
Exons: 7
Coding region: 288-2783 (831 amino acids)
Source: RefSeq, a predicted model, not a curated record
AGAAGAAAUAUUUGGAGUGCUUAACUGAACAGGGGGACUAAACUCCUUAAUGGGUUUUAUACCGUAACCUUCUUGUUGAUUCAUUCGUUAAACUUCUAUGUCAUAGUUUAAUUUCAUUUUUAUAUUUUAAGUCCAGAAGGAACUCAGUCCGUGGUGGGAUAAUACCUCAUCGGUUCAGCUGUAGAUUCAUUGUGAAACGUUGUUCCCUAUCCUUAUUUUACAAUAUACAGGGAUGUCCACAGUUUUUGUCUUUACUGAAAUCUAGAACCAAGCGAAGCAGACAGGCAAUGGAGACGUUUUUCUCGCCUGUUCACAACCCUCCUCCAUUAGAUGACCUCAAAAUGCGCAAGAACCAUCAACGGCAUGUUUUUCACCAUCACCAGAACACAAACAGGUACAGAAAACUUGAGGACAGUGACCGUAACACAGAUGAUAGCCGGGGGCACCGCCACAAGCACAAUCAGCAUCUCCGGGACAGUCCUCACAACGAUGCCCACUAUCUUCACCGCUUUCAGGACACAGAUGGCAAUGAAAAACAAUACAACCACCGCACUGCUGUACAUCCCCCGAGCGCCUCUUCUUCUUCCCUCUCCUCCAGCUCUUCCUCUAGCUCCUCUUCCUCUUGGUUCACGGAGGCAAGCGCAAAUGAUCCCUUCUCUUUGCGUCACGUUGAGCGGCCACUCCACUCUCUGUCAUGCUCCAACAUUUCAGAUGCGCGCCGGGGAUUCAAAGAGGACAACAGCUGCGGGCCCAUUGUUUUUGCCACCAUAAAGCAUGGCAGAACAGCUAACACCGUUAGAGUGCUGCAGAGCAAAGAGCCUGAUUUUUCUACCCUACAUCGGGGUCAUAGUCGAAGUGAGGAAGGGCUUUUGCAGGGAAAUGAAGGCAGGGAGCAACCUGAGGUACCAUGCGAGGACUUCAGGUCUCUGUACAAGACAUCUAGUUUAAAUAGAAAUCUGGCUUUCAGUGAGGAUGACAUUGUUUUAGGGGUGCCCAAGAGAGCCAUCUCUUCAAUCCAGCUGCCCACCAAAGGGAUCCUCAAAAACAAGGAUCAGAACAGUGACAUUCGGAAGUCAAAGUCAAUGGAAGUUCUGUCACAGAGGGACACACAGGUAAAUGAUCCAAGUGGGCAGAAAGGGAAAGGAGUCACUCAGGCUGAGAUAGAACGGGCCCGUGCAAAUUUUGUGGAGGGAAAAUUGCAGUUUUCUGCCUUUUUGAAUGAGAUUACAAAACAAGUCAUGAGCCCUUCGGAUCUUUCUAUCCUAGGUGUUGGCAGUACCAAACAUAUUAGGAAAAUAUCUGCUCCAGCCCGAACAUCCUUUCCCGUCACGCCUCAGCUACCACCCAAGAAGAACAGACAGGGCACGCGGGUUGAGAUGAAGCAGUCCCCUAAGCAGCCCAGCGGAGAGGUGAAAGCUGACUUCUCCCAUCCUGACAAAUUCACCUUCCAUGCACCUGGGAGCCACAGUGGCAGCCCCCCUUUGGGUCAGCACCCGCACUCUGUCCGUAAAGACAGGAGGCCUUCACCUGCUGGGGGCUCUGUGUUAGGGGACAAAUACAGUAAAAAUGCUCCUUAUCUCACGGAUGGCACUAGCACCAGCCCUGAACCCUGUCGGCCCAAACAGCGGCACCACCGCAGACACCUGCCGGACACCCUCCACAGCCCCGCACAGCAACCCCUCCAGCAGAUACAGUCUGAGAGCCCAGAGCCAAGCAGCAUCCCGCUAUCCUCUGCCCAGGGUGCAGGACCAGGUUUUGGUUCCGAGUCCUCGUCCACAAAGUCGGACUCAUCCCGGGCCAGAGACACGGCCUCUACUUCUGCCAGUCAGAGCUCUGAACAGGGCCAGCGCCACCCACGACGCAUCUCCAACACGCACAGAGACACUCUGUGUGAUGACAGUCAGCUUCAGGCCCUGCAGGAGGAGAAUGCUGAUCUGCACCAAAACUUGCUGCAGACCGUCGUUUGCAUCGAGAGCCUGGAGGCGGAGUUACAGAGAACCAGGGACGAGCUCAGCCACGUUAAAGAGAAGUAUAAAAGCCUUUUGCAGACACACACUGGGACCAAGCAGGCCAAUAAUGUGCUGGGGGAGCACCUCCAUGUGGCGUCGGAAAGCCUGACCAGUGAAAGGAAGUACCUCCUGAACAGAGUUUCCCAGCUCAGCUCAGAACUGGAGGAUGCUCGCAGAACCAUAGCAGCGCUGGAGAAUAUUAAUGUUUCGUGCUUGAUCAAAGACCUGUUGGAGAAGCACUUCGGCUCGGUCGAGGCCAUGCAGAAGUUUCUCGCCUCCUCGGCUUUAAACCGUCCACAGCCAGCAGACUCCCAAUCCCAAUCUCACGAGGAACCCUCAGCGGCAUCUGCCUGGUUGGCUGAAUCAGAGGCGAGCUCACAAAGAGUCACGGCGUUUGUGCCCAUAAAGCAAAGAAAUCAAAAUGAGGGCAGCUUCUCCGACCAGCAAGACUCAGCCUUCUCAGAGGUCGACAUAAGCAGCGCUAAAUUUAGGAAGACGGGUGUGAGUUAUGCUGCCAGACCGCAGCCUGUUUACUCACAAGGCAAACAGAAAGCCUCCCUGUGCACAAACCAUGUGGAACCUGAGACUCAGUCAGCUCAGGGGAGCAGUAACAUUUGGGGGGAAAGGGGAGGCCUGAAGGCAUCACUUUUGAAUGAAGGUGCUGAAGACGUGAGCUCAACUUCAGCUCAGCAGAUCCUGGAUGAUUUCAUGCAACGCCUACAAACACACCGGGCAGCUGGUGGAGGGAAGGAAAUGCAGGGAGGAAAGGAGUAGUUGAGUGGAGCCCAGUGAAACAGACAGUCCACUGAUCUGAUAGCUGUAGCAUGAGGUGACAGAUAGUCAAUAGAGUUCUUUUAAAUGUAGAAAAAACGCAGCUCUCACCACUACAAUAAUACUUAAACAUGGCAAAAUUAGAAAUAUGAGACAGUUAGAUGCAAAAAGAAGCAGUUUCACAUUGAAAUUUCCUGAAUUCAUGUAUUAUUUUGAAUUUAAUGUGUUAUAAUGUGAUGUCUUUAUUAGAUUUUAUGCUCCAAAAAUUAAUAUUAUGAUCAGAAAAUGUUUUAGAUUGAAAAAGUAAAAAUCUGAUCAGUUAAACAAUAAUUAUAUGCAAUUGUAAUUUAUCUAAAUAUAGUUAAUUAAUAGUGUCUGUUAUCCCUUGAUGUGAAUUAAAUAUAUGUCUAAUAGUAGGUGACAUGAAAGAUCUCUAGUUAAUUUAGGAGAAAAAUGUAAAAAGAAAGAAAAGUUUUUUGAAAUAAGCUCAACUCUGAAGGAAGGCCAUUUUUUCAGCAGUUUGUUGAGCCAAACUCACUUUCCAAUCACUGUCUGUGAAUUUUUUUUUCGAUGUCACUUAUUUUGAGGAAAGCAAAACAAGAAUCCUUUAAGGUUGCUUUAUAAAUGCAAACAAAUUUCUUCCAAAGGGGAAAAAAACACAUUAAAAUAAAUUGAAACUUAACUUGUUUUUGUGACGACUGAAAAGGCCACACUCAGCACACAUUUAGACUUUCUCAGUGCAAGCUUAAGAAUCAUUUCUCUAUUCAUCGAACAGAAGUGUAAAUAAUCAAAACUUCUAUAUAUGUGUAUACAUACUUAAAGUGUUAAACCUUUAUGAGGAAGAAAACUGUGUUCUAUUAGCUGUAUAAAAUAAACAAGAACGUCAACAUAAAUGUUAAAAAAUGAAGGUAUAAACUAUAAAAAAAACAUUUUAAAGAUGACUGAAGCAGUUGAAAGAAUGUGUCUUUAGUAGUAAAGCAUUAUUGUGGAGUUUGUAUUUUCAGUCUUAGAUGAUAACUCCUCUGUUAAUUAAAGUAUCUGCUCAAUAAAAACUGUUUAAUUCUGUUCA